Cicer arietinum (chickpea) is the source of this 641-nucleotide messenger RNA. The record is from RefSeq and is a predicted model, not a curated record. Lineage: Eukaryota; Viridiplantae; Streptophyta; Magnoliopsida; Fabales; Fabaceae.
CUUUAUAAAGGAAUUUUGUAAAGAGGGAAAUGGCUAGAUCUCAUUCUCUGGCAUAUCCAUGGUCUGUCUACUAUUUCUAAGGUUUUGUGCCAAUCAAUCACCUUCAAACUUACCACUAGUACUUAUUGCAUCCUAUAAAGCUUCUCAUUCUAUAUCCUUAAUUUUAGGACUCCUACAACCAACUAUGAAGAGAAGAAUAAUGUGUUACAUUCUGUUUCUAACGCCUUUGUUGUUUUUUGGUGAUGCAAAUCAACAAGCACUCUCCUUCAAAGUUGUUCCGACAACUAGAAUACAAGAUGUUCCAACAACUAAUUUUGAGACUACACAAAAUGAAGAAGCUUUGAGUAGGAUUGGGUCAAGACCACCAAGAUGUGAACACAAAUGUGGAGAAUGCAUUCCAUGUAACCCAAUUCAGAUUAUUCAUAACAACAAACAACAACAUCUUCAAUAUACCAAUUACGAGCCUGAAGGAUGGAAAUGCAAGUGUGGCACUUCUUACUUCAACCCCUAAAUCAUUAAUUUAAUAUUCCUAGUGAUUUUUGUGUAUAAGAAGAAGUGGUAUAUAUUGUAACCCUCAAUUUUGUUAGUUAAUUAAAUGAACAAUAUUUUAUGUUGAAACAAGUCCCUAUUGAUUGCUUGCA